Debaryomyces hansenii CBS767 is the source of this 519-nucleotide messenger RNA. Its product is annotated as DEHA2D03806p. The transcript has a single exon. The record is from RefSeq and is a predicted model, not a curated record. NCBI's taxonomy places the organism in Eukaryota, Fungi, Ascomycota, Pichiomycetes, Serinales, Debaryomycetaceae. Bases 1 to 519 code for a protein of 172 amino acids.
AUGAAGCCAUAUAUUGUUGACAUAGUAGAUAAAUCAAACGUAUCAGAGUCCAUCAAAUACAAAAUUACCAACGAUGUGCCCGAUAGCUUAGAUAGUAGUAUCAGGGACACCCAAUUGAUACAACCCCACACGGAGAAGCCGGUAGUGAAAUAUUUAUUUAAGGAUGACUUGAAAGAUACCAAAUAUAAUAAUGAACACAUCGUGGAAGAGUUGAUACAACUGGAUGAAAAUAUAAAGAAGGUAAUAAUCCUCGAAGUGGAAGACAAUAAAAUAAAGGAAACUAAGCAGUAUAAUUUACAAGACGAGGAAGCUACUCAAAUUUCACACGUUGAAAUCAAUGAUACAAACUCCCAUAACAGUAAGAUUAUAAGGAUCGAGACGGUGGAAUCCAAUUUGAAAGGAUUAGAGAAAUUCACAAAUAAACUAGGACAAACGAGCAGUCUACACAUGUUAGAACUAUUCGACGAUCGCAACAAACAGCUACUAGAUAUUAUACGGUACGGUGACGAGACAAAAUAA